Molecule: messenger RNA, 643 nt
Organism: Phytophthora sojae
Lineage: Eukaryota; Oomycota; Peronosporomycetes; Peronosporales; Peronosporaceae
Exons: 1
Coding region: 127-609 (160 amino acids)
Source: RefSeq, a predicted model, not a curated record
UGAUAGUCCAUCGGAUUGGGGCUCUUUGGGCGACGCCUCCAGCAUACGCGGUUGAUGCAGUUCACUUGUUAACCGACGUCCAGGUUCAGAUUCAGAUUCCGACUCACUCUUGUCGAACGAUUUAAAAUGCGCGUCAACUUCCUGCUCGCUCUGGUGGUGGCCACCUACGCCGCCACGUGCAUCAGUGCCUCGAGCGCCGAAAACGUGGCUCAAAUCGCCGUCCCCGAGGCUAAAACGGAGGCGAACGAGGCUCAGUUCAUCGACCAGGUUCGCCGUCUCAAGGGCAGUCACAUUGUGUCGUCUGGUGAGGAGUGGUGGAAGUCGGCCGCUGAGGAGGAGCGCGGGCUGCCUCUGGGGAACGCCAAGUCGCUCUUCGGCAAACUCAAGGGUCGAGUGGGCGCCAAGAAUCUGGCGGCGGCCAACGGCGUCGGCACCAAGGUGGAUGACCUUACGAACAAGCAGAUCAAGGAGGUGACGGUAGCCACGGCCAACGCCGUCAAGAAGGACCGCCGCAUCUGGCCCCGCGUCAAGAAGUUCCUCAAGAUUCUCUACCGAUCGACGAUCGCGGCGGCCAUCAUCUUCGGCGUCACCGCCAUGCUCAAGGACUAAACUGGAGAAAAAAUGUUGCGAGUGUUUGCUUGAG